AUGGCCCCUCACCCCCUUGCAAUCCUCUCUGAGGAGGAAAUCAACCUCGCUCGCGACAUUGUUGUCGCUCAGCACCCCCACACUGUCAUUGAUUUCCGCGAGAUCUAUCUUCAAGAGCCUCCCAAAGACCAGCUCCUUGAGUUUCUUGCCAUUGAGCACGCCGGCCGCCUCAGCCCGACAACGCCCCGACCUCUCCGGUUGGCCCUAUGUCAGUACGAUGUUAUCGGCUCUGACCGAGUGCCGUCAUACGAGGAAACGGUAGUAGACGUGGUGGCGGGGAAGAGUGUCAAACACCAUGUUGUUGGAAAAGAGCAUCAUGCUGCCCUGACAGUGAGCGAAUUCGAUGUGCUUGUGGAACGCUGCUUCGCCUCGCCAAUGUUCCAACAAGCCCUCGCUGAGUUCGACCUGCCAGAAGGUUUCGAGGUUAUUAUCGAGCCCUGGCCAUAUGGUGGACUUGAUCUAGUUGAGCCUAACCGACGGUUCUUCCAAGGUCUAUGUUUUGCCCAAGAUGCAACGAAGAAGAACCCAGAUGUCAAUUUCUACUCAUACCCUCUCCCUCUCAUUCCCGUCCUGGACGCCCACACCCAAGAGAUUAUCAGAGUCGACCGCCCUGCCACAGGUGGCAAAGGAGAGGGACUACGGGAUCAGACUUUCAAACGCGACAUCAUUGGUCACUGUAAGGGAUCGGACUACGUUCCCGAGUUGCUUCCUGAGGGCACAAGGAAGGACCUGAAGCCUCUCAAUGUGGUCCAGCCUGAGGGCCCAUCAUUCCGCAUCACGAACGAGUCGCUUGUUGAGUGGCAGAAGUGGCGCUUCCGCGUUGCUUUUAACCCUCGCGAAGGUGCGACUAUCCACGACGUGUGGUAUGACGGCCGCAGUGUCAUGCACCGCCUGAGUAUCAGUGAGAUGACUGUUCCAUACGCCGACCCUCGUCCCCCCUUCCACCGUAAACAGGCGUUUGACUUCGGCGAUGGUGGUGGUGGGAACAUGGCAAACAAUCUUUCUAUCGGCUGUGACUGUCUUGGAGUCAUCAAGUACUUUGACGCUGUUAUAACCGGACCCGACGGCACUGCUCAGAAGCUUCCGAAUGCCAUUUGCCUGCACGAGCAGGAUGGUGGCAUCGGCUGGAAACACUCCAACUGGCGGACAGGCCGUGCUGUGGUGACUCGCAACCGUGAACUCGUUGUACAGUUCAUCAUCACCCUAGCAAACUACGAGUACGUCUUCGCCUACAAAUUCGACCAGUCAGCCGGCAUCACCGUGGAGUCCCGGGCGACCGGUAUUCUAAAUGUUGUCAACAUCGACGCCGGAAAGGUCAGCGAAUACGGAAAUGUGGUCAGCGGAGGUGUCCUGGCACAGAACCACCAGCACAUUUUCUGUGUGCGCAUCGACCCCGCCAUCGAUGGAGCGAAGAACUCAGUGCAGGUCGAAGAAUCGCGCCCUGUUCAGAUGAACGAGGCCACCAACCCUAACGGAAACUUCUACAAGGUCAACACCGAGACCCUGGAGAGAGCGUGCUACUUCGACGCUGCACCUGAGUUGAACCGCGUGGUUAGGAUGGUUAACCCGCACAAGAUCAACCCUAUCAGCAAGAAGCCCGUUGGAUACAAGUUUACCCCAUUGGCUACUCAACGACUUCUAGCGGAUCCGAAUUCCAUCCAAGCCCAGCGUGCGCAAUUCGCACAGCACCAUGUCUGGGUGACCAAGCACCGGGAUGGCGAGCUAUACGCUGGAGGACGCUACACGCUGCAGAGCCAGAAGGAAGUGGAAGGUGUAUCAGAUGCUGUUAAGCGAGGUGAUUCCGUCAGCGAUACUGAUGUUGUCGUCUGGAGUACUUUCGGCAUUACACACAACCCCCGCGUGGAGGACUGGCCUGUCAUGCCUGUAGAAACAUUCCAACUCAUGAUUAGACCGGCCGACUUCUUCACGGCCAACCCAUCCUUGGAUGUGCCCUCGGGAAAGAACGCGGCCUCGAGAGUAGUAGGCUCAUCGGAGUGCUGUCGGAAUGCGCACAUCUAG
This is a messenger RNA of Aspergillus puulaauensis, 2019 nucleotides long. RefSeq names its product putative copper amine oxidase. Gene Ontology annotation, biological process: amine metabolic process. The transcript has 4 exons. Bases 1 to 2019 code for a protein of 672 amino acids. Gene Ontology annotation, molecular function: primary methylamine oxidase activity; quinone binding; copper ion binding. Lineage: Eukaryota; Fungi; Ascomycota; Eurotiomycetes; Eurotiales; Aspergillaceae. The record is from RefSeq and is a predicted model, not a curated record.